CGGCACAGAUCCCUGGCGGGUUGAGGAAAACAACUCGGCCGCCGAGUGUCCCUCCAUCUUACCGGUCCAGGUGAUGUCAAGCUCUGUCGACGCGACUUGCGGUCCUUUAAAUUAAGCCCCGUGUCAGAGAGACUGCGGUUUACAGAGAGACACGCGCCUUCUUGAGAACCUCACCCGUUAUUCCCGAAAGCAAGAGGCUCCCCCCUGAUAAGGCUGAAGCCGGAAGAGUAGCGGCUUAGAGAUGGGAGUCGCACAAGGACACAUCUGAAUUGAAUGGUCUCAAGGGGCCUGCUGGGAAAUGUGCGUUCUCUGCAAACCAAAACCCGCGGUCCUUCUGGAGAAAACAGUUCACGAAAGCCAUCAAGCUGCUUUGCUGCUUCCCGAUCAGCCGAGACCGGUGGUGAUCUGACGAGAGCGGGAAGACCAUCCCUGCCAACGUGGAGGUGUGAGCCACGGUCAGGUUUCCCAGGGAAUGUCCAAAACGGCCGCUCGGAUUCGUAUGGACUGACGGUUCCGAGAGCCGCGAUGGAAAAAUCGUGGAUGUUGUGGACCUUUGUGGAGAGAUGGCUUCUAGCCUUAGCUUCCUGGUCGUGGGGCCUCUGCCGCAUCUCCCUCUUGCCUCUGAUCGUGACUUUCCAUCUGUACGGAGGCAUCACCUUACUCCUGUUGAUAUUCCUGUCCAUCGUUGGCAUCCUCUAUAAGUUCCAGGACGUGCUGCUCUAUUUCCCCGAACAGCCCUCUUCAUCCCGCCUGUACGUCCCGAUGCCCACGGGCAUCCCGCACGAGAACAUCUUCAUCAGAACCAAAGACGGAGUGCUGCUCAACCUGAUCUUGCUCCGCUUCACCGGAGACAACGCCCCGUACUCCCCCACCGUCAUCUACUUCCACGGGAACGCGGGCAACGUCGGCCACCGGCUGCCCAACGCCCUGCUCAUGCUGGUCAACCUGAAGGCGAACCUCCUCCUCGUCGACUACCGCGGGUACGGGAAGAGCGAAGGGGAAGCGAGCGAAGAAGGCCUCUACUUGGAUUCGGAAGCCGUGCUGGACUACGCCAUGACGCGGCCCGACCUCGACAAGACCAAAAUCUUUCUCUUCGGCCGGUCCCUCGGGGGGGCGGUGGCCAUCCAUUUGGCUUCCGAGAACUCCCACCGGAUUUCGGCCAUAAUGGUGGAGAACACGUUUCUCAGCAUCCCGCACAUGGCCAGUACUCUGUUUUCUUUCUUUCCCAUGCGGUACCUCCCUCUGUGGUGCUACAAAAACAAAUUCCUGUCCUACAGAAAAAUCUCCCAGUGCAGAAUGCCUUCCCUGUUCAUCUCCGGGCUCUCUGACCAGUUGAUCCCCCCGGUGAUGAUGAAGCAGCUCUACGAACUCUCCCCGUCUCGGACUAAGAGAUUGGCCAUCUUUCCGGACGGAACUCACAAUGACACUUGGCAGUGCCAGGGUUAUUUCACUGCCCUCGAACAGUUCAUCAGAGAAGUCAUAAAGAGCCACUCCCCCGAAGAGAUGGCCAAAACGUCAUCUAACGUAACGAUCAUAUGAACUCGGGCUCUCCGUUAACUUGCACCGUCUCGAGUUGUGCAGAGUGGUAAAGAAUGUCCCUUUUUUUCCCCGAUGUGUAUUCUGUCUGUAUUUGCCUAAAAAGUUAAAUUAAACUUUGAAAGAUCUGUAAUA
Molecule: messenger RNA, 1671 nt
Organism: Ornithorhynchus anatinus (platypus)
Lineage: Eukaryota; Metazoa; Chordata; Mammalia; Monotremata; Ornithorhynchidae
Gene: ABHD13
Product: abhydrolase domain containing 13
Exons: 4
Coding region: 274-1539 (421 amino acids)
Cellular component (GO): membrane
Molecular function (GO): palmitoyl-(protein) hydrolase activity
Source: RefSeq, a predicted model, not a curated record